Gregarina niphandrodes is the source of this 4137-nucleotide messenger RNA. Its product is annotated as putative P-type ATPase. The record is from RefSeq and is a predicted model, not a curated record. Gene Ontology annotation, cellular component: endoplasmic reticulum; plasma membrane. Lineage: Eukaryota; Apicomplexa; Conoidasida; Eugregarinorida; Gregarinidae. The coding region runs from base 1 to 4137 and encodes 1378 amino acids. The transcript has 4 exons. Gene Ontology annotation, molecular function: P-type calcium transporter activity; ATP hydrolysis activity; ATP binding. Gene Ontology annotation, biological process: intracellular calcium ion homeostasis; calcium ion transmembrane transport; manganese ion transport.
AUGUCCGCUCUCAGGGCUGGCUUACGUAGACUCUCGUCGACACUGGUCUCGAGGAGGCGGUCUUCGACUGUGGCACCGGAACACUCGGGCGUGCCGGAACUCGAACUGGCGCAGGCUGUGGGCAACUCAGUCGCGCGCAACUCCGUCUCGGCGGCGCGGCGCAACUCGGUGGCGACAGGGAGUUCGGGAGCGAAUGCGAAGCCGCCGGGAAAACGGUCGUUGACAGUGGACAUAAGUCGGUCAACACGUAAGGCGACGGCAACGAUAGCUCGUAUUCAAGAGGAUGGUGCGCGUACGGCGAUUGAGCAGUUGAUGUCUUCGCAGUGUAGUGCGGAAGAUUUGUUGAGCAAGGCUCGUUCUGCUCAGCCGGCAGCGGUCCAGGAGGCGGUGACACAGGUGCUACGGAGUACGGAAGAGACACGUACAUUGCAGACGUUGUGUGCAGAGUUCGAGACGGACGCGCGUGCGGGAUUGAGUACCUCCCAAGUGCGCCGCAAUGCAGAACGCUUCGGCACGAAUGUCAUGGCUAAUGUGCGUCGCACACGGUGGUGGGAACACGCCCUCCGCGCCGUCGCCAACCCGCUCACUCUCUGCCUCGUCGCCGCCGCCGUGGUCUCACUCUGUUUCCGUGACUGGGCUGAGGGUGUGGUCGUCCUCGUCCUCGUCAUACUCAACACCGGUUCAGACACACUGGUUACCGUACGCUCCAACAACGCACUCAGCGCCCUUUCUCAACUCGCCAACGCCACCAGCCGAGUCAUUCGCGACAACCAGGAAAUCGAAAUACCCACCGACCAACUCGUCGUCGGCGACCUCCUCCUGCUCUCACCCGGCUGCAGCGUCGGCGCUGACGUACGCCUCACCGAAGCGCGCGAGCUCCGUGUCAACGAAGCCAUCCUCACCGGCGAGUCCUGCGAAGUCGCCAAAGCCGUCCUGGAAGAAGACGUCGACGAAGUGCGGACCUUCGGUGGCAUGCUCCUCAAACGCGACACAUUCGGACCGGAGGGGCAGACGCGGGAUGGACCGGGACGGGAUGGGCCGGGACAGGAUGGGCCGGGACGGGACGGAUCGGGGCAGGACCGGGAUCAAGACCAAGAGAGCAGCCAGCACGGACAGGAGGGGCCGAGCGUACAGGACCAAGUCAGCAACCAGCACAUGCUCUACCACUCCACGCUGGUCAUCAACGGCUUCGGGAAAGGCGUGGUAGUCGCGGUGGGGCUUAAGACGCGAGUCGGGCGCAUCGCGGAAGCCAUCAUGAACGAAGUCAAAAUCGGGACCAAGUCGCCUGUGGAGUCAAGGCUGGAUCGUCUCGGCGGCGCGAUCGGUAUCUUGGCCGUGGUCUUCGUGGUGACGAUUAUUAUAGUGGGUUGGUUCAGCGGCUACAGCGACCCGGCGCAGCCACAGCGCAGCCGGUUCGUGAGCGUCUUGUCGCUCGCAGUAGGGUUCGCUGUAGCAGCUAUGCCCGAGAGUCUACCCAGCGUGGUCACCAGCUGUUUCGCCAUGGGUUGCCGCAACCUGAAGCGACUCAACGCUGCUGUCCGCAGACUACCUGCCGUUGAGACACUUGGCUGCACUUCCGUCAUCUGUACUGACAAGACUGGCACUCUCACGCAGAGUCGUCUGGUCUGCGAAAGUCUCAUCUCCUUUCGCGACCUGCAUAAGGCACAACUGAACCUACCCACACACUCUGAAAUAUGCGCCUGUAAGGCCCGAUUCCUGCCCCUCGACGGCUACAACCCCCGAGGCGUCCUGGUCCCCGUUGAUGAAGAUGGAGACGAAGAAGUACACCAGGAACCCGAAGCCAUGGCGGCCAGGGCCCUCAGCGACCCCGCCAUGGAAGGGAUCAGCCACAAGAUCAGCCACAAGAUCAGUCAGAAGCUCAGCCACAAGAUCAGCCACAAGAUCAGCCAUAAGAUCAGCCACAAGCUCAGCCACAAGAUCAGUCAGGACCACCAAGGGAACCACCAAGGGAACCACCAGAGGGAUUACCUGGCGGAGCACCAAGGGGUUCACGUGUACAGUGAUCGCGCCAUCAGCUGCGGCUCGACCCUCGUGCCGAGCGGCUUCGACGAGAUGGACGUCGCCCCCGAAGAAGCGGUGGCCGUCAAGCUGCUGCUCCUCGUAGCUGCAGCCGCCAGUCCGGACGGGAACGUUGUGCUCGAUCAGGAAACGGGUCGCUGGAACGCAGUUGGGAUGAGUGCCGACGCGGCCAUCAAAGUGGCCUGCGCAAAAGCAGGUGUCGUAAAGCACGAUGAACACAUUCCAAAUAUUAACGAGCAUCUGAACAUUCCCUUUUCGUCAAAAAGGAAGCUCCAGGUCAGCAUCGUUCGGUGCCAAUCUGGAACCUUCGGGCCAUUCGAUGCCAAGUGUGAAGCAAUUGCGGCCAUCAAAGGCGCACCAGAGAUACUGUUGCAGUACUUCAAUCAAAAGCUGGUUGUUCCACCCAAUGCUAAAUAUGAGAUUAAGGAGGGAACGACGUUCUUGAAGGCCCCGGAGGUCAAUGAGAUACUAGAUGUUAAUCGGGAACUCGCCGCUCGUGCACUGCGAAUCCUAGGCGUUGCUAUGAUCCCAUUGAGCGAAGAUCUUUAUGACUCAUUGGUUCUUGCAGGCACUGGCGAUCAUAGGUUGGAUAUAUUGCAGGCUGUAACGGGUGUGUUUCUAGGACUGUUGGCGUUCCGUGACCCCAUCAAGCCUGGUAUCCAGGAGGCUAUUGAGCUUUGUAAUUCUGCGGGUGUCGGUCUAAAAAUCAUAACAGGUGACCAGGAACUGACGUCAAGGGCAAUUGCUGGCAAAAUUGGACUAACGCAUCCCAAAAUAACAAACUGUAUGGUGACUGAUCUGACGGUUGCGUUAGAAGACGUGCCGCCUGAGGAGUUGCUGGUACCGAGCGUAGCUGUAGUGCCGCCAACAGAAGACGGAAAGAUGACUCAAAUCGAUUUAGUGAUUGCAAACACGAGUGUGUUCGUGCGCGCGCAACCGCAGCAUAAAAUAGCAAUUGUAAAAUCGCUGCAAAGACAAGGUCACGUGGUUGCAAUGACGGGUGACGGUGUAAAUGACGGUCCGGCGUUGCAAGCGGCUGAUAUAGGUAUCGCAAUGGGGAUUACGGGUACUGAUGUUGCAAAAGGCGCAUCAGAUUUGAUACUGUUGGAUGACAAUUUUACUACGAUAGUGGAAGCCAUAAAGGAGGGUAGGCGAGUGUAUGCGAACCUGCAGAGGUUUGUAACAUUCCUGAUAGGUACCGAUUUCGGUGAAAUAGUGUACCUAUUAAUCAGCGUCAUUGCCGGACUGACUCUCCCUUUGUCCGGACUUCAAACCUUGUUUGUAAACAUUGUUUGCGACGCCCUACCCGCAGUCUCGCUAGGUAAAGAACCGCCUGAAAGCAAUGUCAUGCGCAAGCCACCCCGAAAUAGAGCUAGCAAUAUUCUCAACCGACGACGCUGGAUACACGGCAUUCUCGGCCAUAUGAUCUCCGCAUCCGCGGUCAUCAUGGGAUCCACUGCUCUAUUCUCUUGGAUACAGACCGGAGCAUUCACCACCGCCGCUAUCAACAGUCAGUGUCUAACCAUGAGCAACGGAACUCCUUACUACUGCCAGUCCCCUUCAUGGGAUAUGCUGGUCGGCUGGAAGACUAACGUCAACUACUUCGACGAAAAAUCUCGACCACAUCUCAUCAGCAGAGCUUAUAAUGGAAGAAAGUAUCUUGGAAAAGAUGGAGCAUUCACCCCCAAAGAUUUAGGGCUUGAUACUUUUGAAUGUGAGGCUAAGGACGACUUGGGCUGGUGUUACCCGGAUGGCCGUGACCAUAACUACUACACUGCGCCAUCUAGGUCGGCCAUGAGAGCGAACUCGAUGAGCUUCUUGACUGCGGGCAUGUCCGAAACGCUUUGGGUGUACAGCGUCCGAUCCUGGCUCCCGUUUUAUAAAGUGUUCAAUCGGUCUGGCUGGAUGCACAUUGCGGUGGCCAUCCCAUUUUGCGUCUGCGUUCUUGCCACCAUUCUUCCUGGAAUCCGAGAAUCGCUCGGCCUACUACCCAUCAUGUGGUGGGAACUUGGACUAUCACUUUUGGCCACACUGCUCGUUCUUGCCAUUGACGAGUGUCUAUGGAAACCAAUGUACAGAGCUCGAUACGGCUUCUAA